Messenger RNA from Malania oleifera, 648 nucleotides. RefSeq lists its product as uncharacterized. NCBI's taxonomy places the organism in Eukaryota, Viridiplantae, Streptophyta, Magnoliopsida, Santalales, Ximeniaceae. The transcript has 2 exons. The record is from RefSeq and is a predicted model, not a curated record. Bases 1 to 648 code for a protein of 215 amino acids. Gene Ontology annotation, molecular function: zinc ion binding; nucleic acid binding.
AUGGAGGAAGAACAACAACAGUGUGGGCCAGAGACCAGUGGUGGGGAAUCUGUGGGACUAGGUGAUUUGUCACUCCCUCCAUGCCCCAAGUGUAACAAGAGGCAUAAGGGGAGAUGUCGAAGGGAAACGAGGACCUGCUAUCGGUGCGGCAAACCCGGCCACCUUGCAUGGGAAUGUCAGGCACUUCCAAUCAAUGCUAUCCACAUUAGCCAGUUUUGGGGAGAUGGUCAAGCAUCCCGAGGCGGACAGCAGAGGAACGCCGCCUCAACACGAGUCUAUUCUCUAACACUGGGAGAGGAUAAAGCUAUUGAUUUGUUUGAUUUAGGGGCGACACAUUCCUUCAUAGCACAGGAAUUUAUCAAAGUGUGUGGGAUGGAAACUCAGCCUCUGGAUGUUGAUCUAUUGGUGGCCACACCGAUGGGGAUCGUGGUAGUGUGUAAAGGGACUCUUAAAGGUUAUCCAAUCUGUAUACAGGGGAGAACACUGUCAACUGAUCUAGCGGCUUUUGACAUGCACAAUUUUGAUAAAAUUCUGGGGAUGGACUGGCUAACAUCUAGCUAUGCCAGGAACACAGCCACACGGGUGUUCUUUAAGAUUGAUCUUCAAUCAGGGUACCAUCAUGUGAGAGUUAAGGCAGAGGAUGCCUAA